Molecule: messenger RNA, 3822 nt
Organism: Salvelinus fontinalis (brook trout)
Lineage: Eukaryota; Metazoa; Chordata; Actinopteri; Salmoniformes; Salmonidae
Product: POU domain, class 3, transcription factor 1-like
Exons: 1
Coding region: 268-1554 (428 amino acids)
Biological process (GO): regulation of transcription by RNA polymerase II; brain development
Cellular component (GO): nucleus
Molecular function (GO): DNA-binding transcription factor activity, RNA polymerase II-specific; RNA polymerase II cis-regulatory region sequence-specific DNA binding
Source: RefSeq, a predicted model, not a curated record
CCAACCCUUUCCGCCCUGGCUUGGAGAGAGAGGAUGGAUGAAAAAAUGAGAAAGGGGCGACCAAUUGCGAGUUCUGUGCGCCUGCGACAUGCAAACAAGCAGCCCACGAGAGAGGAUAACAGAAACGUAAGUCAUAUUCAGAGACCGGAAAGUUACCAAUAGACAAAAAUAUAAAUGUAUUAUAUAGAAUUAACAUGUUUCUAUAUAGUAUAUGUGAAAUAGAGCCCUAUUCGUUAUGUGCGUAAAAUGCGCUCGGCAACGUAGGCUAUGCCUCUUGUGGGCUUGAAUCCGCAAGGAGCCAAUACAAGCGAAGAGGAGGCGUGUCUUAGCUCUCCCCCAAGACCUCCCAGAGCAGGUUGUUGCGUUUUUAGCUCUAAAGCCUCCAGACCUCCGAAGUACUCGUCAGUUUUCGAAGUCGGAGCCAUGGCUACAACAGCUCAGUAUAUUCCGCGGAAUAACUCCUUACCGUCCAACCCACUCAUGCAUCCGGAUUCGGACAGGAUGCACCAGGGGACGACCUACAGAGAGGUGCAGAAAAUGAUGCACCACGAGUACUUGCAGGGGCUAGCGGCGACCAACACGGGACAUCCGAUGAGCCUGACGCACCACCAGUGGCUGCCCACCUCCAACACCGACUGGACCAGCGGUACCCAUAUCGGGCAACAGGAGCACAACAAAGCCAGCGUUCAGGCGAGUCGAGAGGACCUGAGCAGUGGCUUCCACCAUAGAUCUCACCUGGUGCACCAGCAGACGCAGAGUAGCCACCAUGGGUCGUGGGCGCCGACCACGGCGCACCACUUGUCCCCGCUGUCGCCUGCCUCCAACGGGCACCAGUCGCUAGUUUACUCGCAGCCGGGAUACACGAACCUUAACGCCAUGCUAAAUCCCCAGCCCACCUCUCUGCACCACAGCAUGCGGGACCCGCUCCACGACGAUACAGGUAGCCAUGACAACCAGAUGGAGUCCCCCCAGCAGGCGUUCAGCCACCACCAGGACCACUCAGACGAGGAUGCGCCCAGCUCCGACGACCUAGAGCAGUUCGCCAAGCAGUUCAAACAGCGAAGGAUCAAACUGGGCUUUACACAGGCGGACGUGGGCUUGGCCUUGGGCACCCUGUACGGAAACGUCUUUUCUCAGACCACUAUCUGCAGGUUCGAGGCACUGCAGCUCAGCUUCAAGAACAUGUGCAAACUUAAGCCACUGCUAAACAAGUGGCUGGAGGAGACAGACUCAAACACUGGCAGCCCCACCAAUUUGGACAAGAUUGCUGCGCAGGGCAGGAAACGAAAGAAGAGGACCUCGAUUGAAGUUGGGGUGAAAGGGGCGCUGGAAAAUCAUUUCUUAAAAUGUCCCAAGCCCUCCGCCCAUGAAAUCACCAGUUUAGCCGGCUCUCUUCAAUUGGAAAAAGAGGUUGUCCGUGUUUGGUUUUGCAACAGAAGACAAAAAGAGAAAAGAAUGACGCCGAUAGGGGUCCCUCAUCCGAAUAUGGAGGACGUAUAUUCUCAAGCGGAGACCCCCCCUCUUCACCACACAUUACAGAGUCCUGUGCAGUGACUGUUUGCAUGAACAAUCCUACAAUUUCGGGGGAAACAAGAAAAAAAGGGAAAGGACUAUGGAGUUUACAGUAUUUCAUUUUGUUUUACUGAGAGAGAACAGAGACAUGGCAAAGUUGGACAGACAGAUGAGUUUUGUCCCAGUAACCGGAGCUUGUGUUACAACAACAAAUAGGUAGAAUGGAAAAUGGUUGAAAAGAAAAACAUACACUAUUACUGAAUUGAUUUCGUUCACAUUUUAAAUGAAACAAAUAUCUUUAUUUACCAAAAUUCUAUGGAGGAGAUGAAGUAAAUUCGAUGUUUCGUGGCUGUUCAAAGGGAACGAUUAAAUGUUGCAAGUGGUGUCUUGAACUGAUGGCGCGCACCACGGUGCGAGGUGGUUGCCUGAAAAUUAUCAACAAAGGAGACACACGCGCAAUGAACAUUUUGCUUUCCAGGCUUAAAACCGAUUAACCACUAUUUCUAAUUAUUAGCCUAUUCUUUAUAUUUGUUCUAUUAAUUGUGAUGUUUGAUUUUAACUUCAGUGUCACUUCUGUUCUGUAGACUGUUUCUAUUGUUUCUCUCAUUUUAUUCGUGUAAUGUAACUCAUCAAAAACGCCUCCCUUACUCAUACUGUUGACACUACGUCAUCUGGCCAAAGGAGUUUGUGAAAAGAUGAUGGAAAUUAUGGCACCCGUUGAUGACAAAAAUCCCCACACUUAAAUGUCAGAUGCAUUUCAAAAUUGACGAAUGCAACAGGACAUCUCACGUCUGGCAGCCUUCAAAAAUGUAUGCUUUGCAGAUAGCAACAGACGCUAAAAAGGGCAAUAUGGAUUAAUAGUUUAUGAAACACGUGUUUCUUGUCGUUUUUUGGGGGGGGGGGGUAUUUGUUUUUAUUAUUAUUUUCCUUUUGUAUGGAGCACUUAUUAUUUCGUUGAAAAUAUCAUUGCAAUUUUAUAUUGGUUUUGUUUUCAGAAUUUGUUUUGAGGUAGGCCUUUACUCACUAUUUCCAUGUUUACAGGUUCCUAAAAUCACUCCAGGGCGCCGUCAGCAACUUGCAUUGCUAACUGCCAAGCUAUUCCGACCACCUUUGGAAAGAGAUUGGUUUAAUACGAAAUGAAAGUGAUAUUCUCAGGUUACUUCAGUGCCCCAGGUCGAAGUGUCACGCUGUUCGCAUUCUUUAUAUCACAAUAAAAAGUAGAACUCGAAUUCUGUACCUUCUAUAUUGAUUUGAAAGGUAGCUUAUGCUACGCCCCAUUCAUUUAUACCAUUCCUAUUAUUGUAUUAUAACCACUAUAUACGGAGAAAUUCUGACAAUUCUCUAUUGAAAAGUGAUGAAGGGACCUGUUUUAGAUAUUUUUCUGAUAUGGAGAAGAAAGGAAAAACGGAUUAAUUAGCCUACUCGUGCGCUGCGUGUCAUUUCUCAAGGGUCUGGUACAUUCUGAUGGACAGUAGCCUAUAGUACAAUUGCGUACUGCAGACAGUGCUAUUCGAUACAGCGGGGGAAAACAACUUUCUUCAAAAAAAGAUUUGAAAUUAAAUGUUGCCAGGAUUAUUUCCAAUGUGUAAAUAUGUCGAAUAUGUAAACAUGUAUUUGUUCUGAGAUAUUUUUUUGUUUGUUUUUGUUUUUCGGGCAGUUUUGUACACUUACUAAUUCCAAGAAAAUAUUUUAAUAUGAUUUCAUUUAUGAAUCUGACCAUUUAUAUAUAUAUUUAUUUCCUAAAUGUGUUUGGAGCUUUUUGUUUGGCUCUGUUAAUGGUCAUGUUGCAGUGGAAUUCAAUAUGUUUUGUUUACUACAUUGGUUGUAUGUUGUUUGCUAAAUGUAGACUGCAAAGUCACAUUUCUCCUAUUUAUGUUAUAGUAAUAUUUUAUUACUUACAUAAAGCGUAUAUACAAGAAAAGGUAUUUUGUCUUCAUUAAGAAACCAAACCGUUUUCCUUUGUUUGCUAACCAUUGUGAAACCACCAGAUGAGGGGAAAAAAAGAGAUACAAAUGUAUGUGGUAAACAAAAAAUCCAAUGCACUAAAAUAGUGUGUUGUGCUUAACCACUCUGAUUUAAGCCGUCAGAAAGUGUUGGCCUCAACAUGUGUUCAGUUUAAACCAGUAUCCCGUUAUGUAAUUGGGAUUCAUUUAAAUCAGAGGCUGUGUACAUGUGCUGUUUUUAAAGGGACUAGACACAACAGUAUGUUUACCUCAGGCAUUCAUACCCGCAUCAAGUCCACACAAUCACUGACGUUGUUCACAUCUCUGUGUAAUCGCAGUAUUAAAUUGUGCAAUAUUAUUACGAAAA